AGAAAAGUUUUAACAUAAAGAAAAGAGGCCAAGGAAUCAAGAGUUGUUUUGUUAACGUCAUCUGACUCAAGGAAAGUCUGAAGUCUAAGACAGACGUUGGGUCAAAAGCAUUCAACUAUUUACAACAAAUUAAUUUUUUAUAUUCAGGUUGAUAAUUUACUUUUAAUAUUGACUGUCAAAAGUUUUUACGAUCUUACCAACCUCUAAAGGGAAGCCUUGUUUGCUUUGGUAGUCUAUAAAUACUGUCACGCUUAUCACAGAAUCCUCAUCCACCAAGUAACACGUCUUCUCUUGAUCUUACUCUCAUUAUCGUCUCUGUAAUUGCCCCAAGAUGUCUUUCUCAUUGCAAAAUUUUCUUCACCUUUCAAUCUGCUUGCUUCUCCUGAUAAGUUUUGCUAAUGCUCAAAACUGUAGCGACUGUUUUGUUCACUCACGUGCAUCAUAUUAUCCAAACUCUGACGAACAUGGAACAGAUCAUGGAGCUUGUGGGUUCGGGGCAUUUGGAGCAACAGUCAAUGGAGGAGAUGUAUCAACUGCAUCAGAACUCUACCGUGAUGGAGUAGGUUGCGGUGCUUGCUAUCAGGUCAAAUGCACAAACAGUGACUAUUGCUCAGACAAUGGAGUUACCGUGGUCAUAACAGACCAAGGCUCUGGUGACCAUACUGAUUUUAUCCUCAGCGAGCAUGCUUUUAGCAAGAUGGCUCAAACAACAGAUGCAGCUGCAUCUUUGAGAUCCCUUGGUGUAGUGGACAUAGAGUAUCAACGGAUUUCAUGCAGCUACCCAGGUAAAAACAUAACAUUCAAGAUUGAUGAGAGCAGCAACUACCCUAGCUAUCUAGCAUUUGCUAUUUAUUACCAACAAGGAGAAAAGGAUAUCACUGCUGUGCAACUAUGCGAGACACAAACUUUUACCUGCAAGUUACUGCAACGAGACCAUGGAGCUGUGUGGACAAGUACUUCUCCACCAAGUGGACCGUUGUCCAUAAGAAUGUUGUUCAGUGAUGGUGAUUACGCAGAUGAUACUUGGGUUGUUCCCGUCAACAACAUACCUCAAGAUUGGAAAUCAGGAGCCAUAUAUGACUCUGGAGUACAAGUGAACUAAAAGGAAAAAUCGCCUGCAUUAAUCAGAUUAGCAAUGAAAAUAGGCUCUAUAUAUACUAUGUAUUAUUUAAUGCUGUAAUUAUUUUUCAAUAGAUUGAAGCUUAGGCUAUAAACUUCAAUCCACCAUUACAUUCAAUGACUAAUAAAAUCUGAGUUUCAAGAUA
Chenopodium quinoa (quinoa) is the source of this 1265-nucleotide messenger RNA. Its product is annotated as expansin-like B1. Gene Ontology annotation, cellular component: extracellular region. Bases 332 to 1102 code for a protein of 256 amino acids. The record is from RefSeq and is a predicted model, not a curated record. The transcript has 5 exons. Lineage: Eukaryota; Viridiplantae; Streptophyta; Magnoliopsida; Caryophyllales; Amaranthaceae.